Gracilinanus agilis (Agile Gracile Mouse Opossum) is the source of this 1082-nucleotide messenger RNA. RefSeq names its product ribosomal RNA processing 7 homolog A (gene RRP7A). The coding region runs from base 14 to 868 and encodes 284 amino acids. The transcript is spliced from 7 exons. The record is from RefSeq and is a predicted model, not a curated record. Gene Ontology annotation, biological process: ribosomal small subunit assembly; rRNA processing. NCBI's taxonomy places the organism in Eukaryota, Metazoa, Chordata, Mammalia, Didelphimorphia, Didelphidae. Gene Ontology annotation, cellular component: UTP-C complex; CURI complex. Gene Ontology annotation, molecular function: nucleic acid binding.
AGUGCCCUCAGUCAUGGCUGCUGGGAAGAAAACGCGUGUGGAGAAGACGCAGGCCGGUCCUCUGAGUCCGCCCGAGUACCGAGCCAUCCCCAUCCAGUUCUCCCCGGAGCGGGCGGCCUCCCACUUCCUGUAUGUCAAAGAACACCGAGUCCGUCCGGGCACCGGGUCCGCCUGGCCUCCCGGCCGCACGCUCUUCGUCCUCAACGUCCCCCCAUACUGCCCAGAGGAGCGCCUGGCCCAGCUCUUCUCCGACUGCUGCGGACCAGUCCAGACCGUGAAGCUGCACCCAAAGCCGGACCUUUCCCAGCCUCCCCCGGAGCCCCUGACAGCCACAGCCUCCGAGCUUUUCUGUCCAAAGCCUGUGCCAGGCUUCCAGGUGGCGUACUUGGUGUUCAAGAAGCCGGCGUCCAUGCAGAAGGCCAUGGCCCUUCCAGGGCCUCUGAUCAUCUCUACUGAGAGCCACCCAGUGAAAACUGGCAUUGAGAAGUGGAUAGCGGACUACACAGCUUCUUUGGGGGACCCUGAGGCCCUCAGGGUGGAGGUGGACAAGUUCAUGGAGGAAUACGACAAGAAGGUGGCCCAGGAGGAUGCCCGGGCUGAGGCAGAGGAAGGUGUCCCCGAUGAAGAAGGCUGGGUGAAGGUGACCCGCAAAGGCCGGAGGCCUGGCCUGCCCCGCUCCGAGGCUGCCAACCUGCGGGUGCUGGAGAAGGAGAAGCGCAAGAAGGCCCGCAAGGAGCUGCUCAACUUCUAUGCCUGGCAGCACCGAGAGACCAAGAUGGAGCACCUGGCCCAGCUGCGGAAGAAGUUUGAGGAGGACAAGCAGAGGAUCGCCCUGAUGCGGGCCCAGCGCAAGUUCCGCCCCUACUGAGGAGAUGGGUCUGUGGCGCCCCCCACCGGGCUGGGAGGCCAAGAAGGAAGCAGAUGGGCCCAGAGGGGAGCUGCAGGAGCCCCGGCACCCGGCGCAGGGGCCCCAGCUUUCUUGGGGGCCCUCACCAAGCUGUGCCCAUUGUCUGGAGGAUGUAAAUAAAGGACAGACUGACUGCAAGCUGGUCCAUCUGCGUAGUCCCCUGAGGAUCCCUGGC